Molecule: messenger RNA, 1026 nt
Organism: Cooperia oncophora
Lineage: Eukaryota; Metazoa; Nematoda; Chromadorea; Rhabditida; Trichostrongylidae
Source: the annotation of a GenBank genome assembly
AUGAAGGAGUUCAUCAAGAAGCAUUUCAUAGCCGGUGCUGCUCGGCAGAAUUACGAGGUGUAUGAAAUCCAUUUGAUUCUCGAAAAAGCACUGACUGAAAUGAGGAACUCACCGAUACUGCUCGAAGUACGGUGUCCCGUGAACAUUUGCGGUGAUAUACAUGGACAGUAUGGUGAUUUGAUGCGGAUUUUCAACGCAUGUGGGCUACCCUUCAAACAACGUUAUUUGUUCCUUGGGGAUUAUGUGGAUCGAGGACGGCAUUCUCUUGAAGUAAUUAUGCUUCUGUUAGCACUUCGGAUCCAGUUUCCUCGGAAAGUCUUCUUAUUGCGAGGCAAUCAUGAAUUGUCCAACAUUAAUCGGGUGUACGGCUUCAAUGCGGAAAUUCGACAGCGGUACCGUAAUCUCACCGAGUCCAAGGCUCUUUACGAUCACUUCAAUGAGGUGUUUGCUCAGAUGCCAUUGGCUGCACUGGUAGCUAGUCGUAUUCUUUGUAUGCAUGGCGGUUUAUCACCGAAUCUGAAUAGCCUUGAUGAUAUCCGAAAACUACAACGACCACUGAGAGUCGUGCGUGGUUUGGCACAAGAUCUACUGUGGGCUGAUCCUGAAACGGGUACGAAGGGAUUCCAGCAAAACAAAAUCCGAGCUGUGUCCCAUAUCUUUGGGGAAGAUAUGGUGCGGGAUAAGUGUAAGCAGCUGAACAUCGAUCUAAUCAUCAGAGCUCACCAGGUGGUAGAAUUCGGCUAUGCAUUCUUUUGCGGUCGCGCCCUGAUUACUGUGUUCUCGGCGGCUCGAUAUCAUGAAGAACUUGUCAACUAUGCAGCGGUAGUUAAGGUGGAUGCCAGUUUAGAACUAUCGUUUGUGCAGUUGAAACCGCAAGAAUUCGAAAAAGUACGACGCGAGUUGGAGCAAAAACACGACGAGACCGGUGAUCCUGGAGAAGAACCACAACCGCAGCCAUCACCGGGUGGUGCCGCCAGUUCAGCACCGCAGGCGACGCAGGAAACUACAAAAAACACCCAAUCAUAG